Messenger RNA from Wyeomyia smithii (pitcher-plant mosquito), 2376 nucleotides. RefSeq lists its product as uncharacterized. Lineage: Eukaryota; Metazoa; Arthropoda; Insecta; Diptera; Culicidae. The record is from RefSeq and is a predicted model, not a curated record. Gene Ontology annotation, molecular function: aspartic-type endopeptidase activity. The transcript is spliced from 4 exons. Gene Ontology annotation, biological process: proteolysis. Bases 1 to 2376 code for a protein of 791 amino acids.
AUGAUCAACGCCGAUCUUGAAAGAAUUGCUGAGAAGUCACAGCGCAAUCAACUGUUCGUCAAUCCUUCCAAAAGUAAGGCACUAUUAAUCAAGGGAAGACGUAGAACUGCUCCACCUAACCCGUUGCCACCAGUCAAAUUGGACAGACAGACAAUAGAAUGGGUGGAUAGUGCCAAAAAUCUCGGCUUCAUUCAUCAAUCUGAUCUUCAGUGGGACAGCCUGAUCAGUCAGCAAUGCGGUAAAAUUUACGCUAGCCUUCGCUCGCUCUACUGCUGCGCCUCAUUUGCUCCUAUUGAUACAAGUCUGAAGCUUCUUAAGGCUCUUAUACUGCCGCACUUUAUGUUCGGUGACUCCCUUUUGAUCAACGCACGUUCCAGCGACAUGGUCAAUCAAAUAGUUCCCCCAUUUAUUGAUUGUGAUGAAGGCCCCCCUGCUGUUCGUUGGGAAAAGUGGCGAGAACAUUUUGAGGCCUAUCUUGAUUGGACGAACGUAGUUGAUCACGAUGAGAAAUUCAAAUGUCUUAUGCUCUUCGGUGGAUCAGAUAUCCGGAAAAUUGUGUCUAAGGUACAAAUCGACGAUUCGCAUCCACUGAACAACCGUUAUCGAACUGCUCUUCAACUGCUUGACGAGUAUUUCAUUCCACGUGUUUCAAAGACGUAUGAAAGACAAACAUUCCGUCAAAUGGUACCUGAAGCGAAUGAGAAAUUAGAUGAAUUUGCAAUCCGUCUCAAGAAACAAGCUACGAAUUGUUCAUUUGAAAAUCAAACGGACAGUAUGAUUGCUGAUCAAAUCAUUUCAACCACGAAGGACGAAAAACUGAAGAGGAAAUGUUUGGAGAAAGAUCACACACUAGAAGAAGUAUUAACUAUGGGUCGAACUCAUGAAUCGGUUCAGUUUCAACUCAAUGCAUGGGAAAACGGAAUAACAAACAGAAUUGCCGUCAAUACAGUACAAACAGAUCCGGUUACGGUUAUGAAGGCACGACGGGUUGAAAAAACAUGGGAUAAAACUAAUCAAAAGGAAACUCAUCCACAGAAAAAGAAGAGAUUUGUACGAGAAGUUAGUGGAGAUGACGCCAAUAAGAAAACCGAGAGCCAGAUAUUUGACUUAUUUCACCUCGGAUCAAAGAAGCGAUUCAUAUCAGUUACAAUAGGAGGCGUUUUGUUGAAGCUAAUUAUCAAUACUGGCGCAGAUGAAGACAUUCUCAGUGAAAGUGACUGGAAGAUGUUGAAGUCUACUGGAUUCGAAGCAUACAGUGUCAAGAAAGGGAGCAACAAGGUCUUCAACGCCUAUGGAUCUAAAAGUUCAUUAAAAGUUCUUGGUGAAAUAAAUACGGAUAUAGCUUUCAAAGGGAAAAGUGUUGAGACAACGUUGUACGUCAUUCAAGGAGGAAAAUGUUCACUACUCUCUGGAGAUACAGCUAUCAAGCUAGAUAUAAUAAAAUUUUUGAACCUAGUUAAGUCUGAUCCUUUCCCUUGUAUCACUGGAAUAGAAGCCAACAUUAAAAUCAAUAAAAACAUUCCACCAGUACGGCAAAGCUUAAGACGAAUUCCUUUCCCUUCAAAAGAUCUUACGCUGAUGAAAUUAAAAGAACUAGAGAAACAAGAUAUUAUUGAACGCGUGACUGAGGCGUCAGAGUGGGUAUCCCCUAUGUUAGUUAAACGGAAAAGUGCUAAUGAAGUAAGGAUUAUUGUCGAUCUUCAUGAAGCAAACAAAGCUGUUGUUCGCGAAGUUCACCCACUCCCAACUUUGGAGCAGAUGACGAAAAAAAUUUGUACGAAUAAAAUAUUUACAAAGCUCGAUAUAAAACAAGCCUUUCACCAAGUUGUGCUGAAGGAAGAAUGUCGUUAUAUCACCACAUUCAUUAGUCCUAUUGGACUGAUGCGAUACAAAAGACUCAUGUUCGGAUUAUCGGCCGCUCCGGAGUUAUUCCAGAAAGUAAUGGAAACAAUUUUCGCCUAUUUAUCUUGGCUUAUCAUUUUCAUUGAUGACAUACUCAUUCCUGCAAACAAUGAACAAGAACUGGCUAAUAGAGUCAAUUUAGUACGCAAACGUCUGCGGAAGCACAAUAUUUUGAUCAAUGACUGCAAAGUUGAGGAAGCAGUACGAGAAAUUGAUUUUCUUGGUUAUCAUAUUUCAAAGCAAGGUAUAUCCGUUGCUCAAGAAAAAUUGGACACUAUCAAGAAGUUAAACCCACCAAAAUCUAUGGAGGAAGUGAGGAGUUUUCUUGGUCUCAUAAACUUCGUUCACCGUUACAUUCCAGACAUGGCAACCAUCACCUAUCCAUUGAAUUUAUUGACAAGAAAGGGAACCAAGUUUAACUGGGAUACAAACCACCAACAAGCAUUUGAGAAGAUUAAACAUAUUUUGCUAUAA